Molecule: messenger RNA, 6469 nt
Organism: Paramisgurnus dabryanus
Lineage: Eukaryota; Metazoa; Chordata; Actinopteri; Cypriniformes; Cobitidae
Product: interferon-induced very large GTPase 1-like
Molecular function (GO): GTP binding
Source: RefSeq, a predicted model, not a curated record
UUUGCUUUCAUGCAGGCAUCAAUGAGACAAAUAUGAAAUGGCGUCGAGUUCAGUUAGCAUGCGGCGUAGUCCACCUCUUGAGCGCCCUAACAUGUCAGAGGAUGAUCCUUUGCCAAAGCUGAAUGUUGUUCUGUGUGGAAGUGACAGCAGAUUAAAAUCUUCAGUAUUAAACCUGAUCCUGAAUCAGAGUAAGAGAAGAUCAGAGCCAGAAGAUGAAGAGAUGAUAAGCUCAGAUUGUGUGAGUUUGAAUGGUGAGGUGUGUGGACAUCUGAUGACUCUGGUGAAGCUUCCAGCUCUGUUUAACCAUCGACUCUCAGAUGAAGAAAUAAUGCGUCAGGCUCUCAGCUGUGUGUCUCUCUGUGAUCCUGGAGUUCAUGUGUUUCUCUUCAUUAUUGAUGAUGAUCCACUGACUGAUGAAGAUAAAGCAGAAACAGAGAAGAUUCAGAGAAUAUUCAGCUCAAGAAUCAACAAUCACACCAUGGUCCUUAUAAUCCAGAAAUCAGAGAACAGAACAGCAGAAAUAAAUGAAGAAAUGAAGUCUGUGGUUGAGAGUUUUGGAGGAAGCCAUGAGUUUCUCUCUAUUAACACACAAGUGUUCAUGUUGAUGGAGAAACUGAUGCAGAUGAUGGAAGAAAACAGCAGAAGCUUUUACUCCACAGAAACAUUUUGGGAUGCACAGCUGGAGAAACUUCUGAAACUUGAAAAGAUAAAGAAGAAGAUUCAGACACAAGAUGCUAGAGAUGGUUCAGAUGAUGUGAGGAUUGUCCUGCUGGGAAAAACUGGAGCUGGGAAAAGUGCAACAGGAAACACAAUCUUAGGGAGAAAAGCAUUUAAAUCAGUCACAUCACAAGGGUCCAUUACUAAAGAGUGUCAGAGAGAAACAGCUGACGUUAACAGCAGAUGCAUCACUGUGAUUGAUACUCCAGGACUGUUUGAUACUGAACUGAGUCAGGAAGAGAUUCAAAGAGAAAUGACCAACUGUAUCUCAAUGAUACUGCCAGGACCUCAUGUGUUUAUUAUUGUACUGAGUUUAGCACAACGCUUCACAAAAGAAGAGGAAGAAUCAGUGAAGAUCAUUCAAGAGACUUUUGGUGAAAACUCUUUAAUGUACACCAUUGUGCUCUUCACCAGAGAAGAGGAGCUUGAAGAUGAAACCAUUGAAGAGUACCUGGGAACCCGCAAAUCUCCUUUAAAGAACCUCAUUGAACAGUGUGGAAACAGAUAUCAUGUGUUUAAUAAUAAUGAGACUGAAGAUCACACACAAGUUUCUGUCUUACUGGAGAAAAUAGACGACAUGGUGAAAGCAAAUGGAGGGAGUUAUUACUCAUCUAAAAUAUUCAGAGAGAUGGAGCGAGAAAAACAAGAACAACAAAUAAAGAUACUGAUGGAGAGAAUUGAACAACUGAGCAGAGAGAAAGAAGAGGAGAGAGAGAGAAUGAAAAAGAUGAUGGAGGAAGAAAAACUGAAAUAUAAAAGAGUGAGGAAGAAAAAAGAAGAGGAAUUUAUAGAGAAAGAAGAAAGAUAUAAAAGAGAAAUGAAGGAGCAAGAAAAACAGAUGCAAGAUGAGAUGAGAAGAGAACGAGAGACAUUAAAAAAUGAAAUGAAGGAAACAAACAAAGAAAACAAAGAUCUCCAGAUAACAUAUACGACACAAAUAGACAAACUGAUGAAUACAAUAGAGACUGAACGACAAAAUCAUGAAAGAGAGAGAAAGAGAAGUGAAGAUGAGUUAAGAGAGACAGAAGAAAGAUAUAAAAGAGAAAUAAUGGAGCAAAAGAGACAGAUUGAAGAUGAGAUGAGAAGAGAAAGAGAGACAUUAAAAAUCGAAAUUGAGGAAAUAAAAAAAGAAAAGAAAGAUCUCCAGAUAACAUAUGACAAACAACUCAUGAAUACACGAGAGAAUGAACGACAGAAUCAUGAGAGAGAGAGAAAGAGAAGAGAAGAUGAGUUUAGGGAGACAGAAGAAAGAUAUAAAAGAGAAAUAAUGGAGCAAAAGAGACAGAUGGAAGAUGAGAUGAGAAGAGAAAGAGAGACAUUAAAAAUCGAAAUUGAGGAAAUAAAAAAAGAAAAGAAAGAUCUCCAGAUAACAUAUGACAAACAACUCAUGAAUACACGAGAGAAUGAACGACAGAAUCAUGAGAGAGAGAGAAAGAGAAGAGAAGAUGAGUUUAGGGAGACAGAAGACAGAUAUAAAAGAGAAAUAAUGGAGCAAAAGAGACAAAUGGAAGAUAAGAAGAAAAUAGAACAAGAAAGAUAUGAGAGAGAGAAAAAAGAUGAAAUACUGAGAAAAGAAGAAGAGGAUCAGAAAAGAGAAGAGAAAGAACAAAUGAUGUUGGACCAGUAUGAGAAAAUAAAAAAAGAGAAAGAGAGGACAGAAAGAGAAAGAGAAGACCUUCAGUUAAAACACAACACAGAGAUAGAGAGAAUGAAGAAGAUGAUAGAGGAAGAAAGAGAGAAACAUGAGCGAGAGAAGAAAGACAGAGAAGAAAAAUACAAAGAAAAGAUGAAAGAAAUAGAGACUAAAACCCAAGAACAACAGCAACUAAAGAGAAAACUUGAGGAAACACAGAAACAGAUGCAAGAUGAUGAAAGGAGGAGAGAGGAAGAGAAACAAAACUGGAGAGAAAAACAGAAGAUCCUUGAAAAAAUGAUCCAGAAUGAGAAACAUCUGAGAGAAGAAGAAAGAAAGAUUUAUGAAGAUAAAAUUCAUCUGAUUGAACAACAGUGUAAAGAUAAACUCCUGAGAGUAAAAUCAGAGGAGUCUGAAGAAGACAGAAGAAGAGAAAUAGAGAGAAUUAAAAUCUCCUGCUCUCAAACAGACUCAAGUCAUCUGAUAGUUGAAUCAAAAAUCAGCAAACAGCUUGAAAAACUCUUCAGUAGGUUAAAUUUAACAAACAGACAUCAAGAUAAACUGAGAACAGAAGAUUUUCUUAAAAUCACAGAAUCUUCACUUCAGUCUCAAGAGCCACAGAAAGAAACUGAACUUGUGAACUCAUUCCUACUAAAACUGUUUAACUUGAACUACAGAGCAAGAGAAACUCACAUAAAACACAGAGAAGAUCAACAAACACCUGCAAACUACAACCCUGAAGUUGACUUUGAUAUUCAUGUGAUGGAUGUUCAGAUGGCUGUGUUUCAUUGUGCUGAGAGUUUCCUAAAGCAGCUGAUGGUCACUAAACUCUCACAGUGUCAGUUUGCUCUUCCUCUUCUUGUUCCUCAUCCAUUCACACAACAGAUUGAGUUUCCUCUCUGGACAUUCAGACAAAUCAACAAGAGCUGGAAGAUGAGAAAUAAUGACAAUGAGAUCAUCAGUAAAGUCCAGCCUGUGUACAAAGCAGAAACUCCAAUGGUGUCGUUCUUCAGGUUUGGCUCUUUGUCUUCAUCAAAGUCUCAGCUGAUAAACAGUUUGAUCAAUGAGAAACACAACACGUUCUUCCACAGAAACUGCUCAGGAAGCAGCAGAACCAGACUACUGAUGGAUGGAGUGGUGGAGAUCGCCUGGUACUAUCCAUCUGGAAAAAACACAGAUCAAUUUACUGACUGUGUUGCCUUCUGUAAUCUUCAUGGUGAUGCAGGAGACCAUGAGAAACAAUAUGAGAUUAUAACCAGUAUGUCUUCAGUCAAUGUCCUCUUCUUAUCUGAUUUUGGACAGAAGAACCAGGAUAAGAGUUUAGUGAAGUCACUCUUCAGAUCUUCUCAGCCUCUUAUUUGUCUCCUCACAGACAAUGACUGUAAUAAAACUAAACAGACAGAUGGAAAAUUCAUCUUUGGUCUUUUGAACAAAAAUCAAUCUGAUCUAUCUAAUGAGAUAAGAGAAACAAUCAGAUUGAGUCUGAAAAAGCACAACAAGACUUUUAAACUGGAAGAUGUGGCCAAACACACAGGAAUUCAGGUAGAUGAGAAUAAUGAAGAGUGUCAGAGAGGGAAAGAGGCGGCGCUCCAGAUGAUGAGAUCACUGCAUGAUAAAGAUCCAUCAACAUUUAAAGAAACAAAUCUGCCCUGUCAGGGGAAACUGUGGCACGACUGGUGUAAAAUAAACAAAGAGCUUCGUUAUCUAAGAGGAGAAAAUCUAGAAGAAGAUAAAAGCACCAAACUGAAUCUCAUGAGAAAAAUAAGAGAAAAACAAAUGGCACAAGGAUCGAGUGCGUUUAUAAAGAGGUUUUCUGAAGAACUCCGAUCACUGAAAACCAACGAGAAAAAGUAUUUUCUCACAUGGAUGAUAAAUCUGUUGGAUGACUUUACUUCUAAAAAGCUUUGUGAACUUCGCGAGGAGUAUGAUGUGACAUGGAAUAAAGUGUUUGCUUUGCAAAAAAUGCAAGAUAAACAAGACCAACUGCAGAUUAAACAAACAGAGCUCAAGAAAAUAUCAGAACAAAUCAAUAAAACAAUGUUUGGUUUGGAGGACAUUGUGAGAGAGGUUGGUCAGAUCUAUGAAUCAUGGUCAUCUGUAAAGAUAAACAGUUUCUCUGAUCUCCCGAGUCUUGCAGCAGAGAUGAUGAUCUCUGGAUUUCCACUGGAGCUGAUGGAUGGAGAUGCUGCUCAUGUUCCUCUCAUCUGGAUUAAAGCUGUUUUAGAUCAAAUCCUCCAGAAACUGGGAGAUCUGAGAGUUUUUGUGCUGUCAGUUUUAGAGAUUCAGAGCUCUGGUAAAUCCACUUUACUCAAUGCCAUGUUUGGUCUUCAGUUUUCUGUCAGUGCUGGUCGAUGUACCAGAGGAGCUUUCAUGCAGCUGAUCAGAGUAUCAGAGGAGAUGAAACAACAGCUGAAGUUUGAUUUUAUUCUGGUUGUUGAUACUGAGGGUCUUCAUGCACCAGAACUCGGUGGAAGAUCAACAAGAAAUCAUGAUAAUGAAUUGGCCACAUUUGUUGUUGGUUUUGGAAAUCUGACAUUGAUCAACAUCUUUGGAGAAAACCCAUCUGAGAUGCAGGAAAUUCUCCAGAUUGUUGUCCAGGCCUUCAUGAGGAUGAAAACGGUCAGACUGAAUCCCAGCUGUAUGUUUGUACAUCAGAACGUUUCAGACCUCACAGCUGGAGAGAAAAACAUGGAGGGAAGAAGACGACUGCAGGAGACACUGGAUGAGAUGACAAAACUUGCUGCUAAAGAAGAAGUCUGUGAUGCAGAAUAUUUCAGUGACGUCAUUGCAUUUGAUGUACAGAAAGAUGUGAAAUAUUUUUCACAGCUGUGGGAGGGAAGCCCACCAAUGGCGCCACCAAACCCAAACUACUGUGAGAAUGUUUUGGAUCUGAAAAAAUCUAUUUUAACACAUGCUUCAGAAUCAGAUGGUAUAAUGCUGUCACAUCUAAGAGGACGUAUUGAAGAUCUCUGGGAGGCUUUGAUGAAUGAACAGUUUGUGUUCAGCUUUAGAAAUUCACUGGAAAUCGCAACUUACAGGAGAAUAGAGACAGAAUACAAAAAGUGGAGCUGGAGUCUUCGAAGUGCAAUGCUGGAAAUUGAAAACAAACUACACAACAAAAUAGAAAAUGAAGCAGUUCAUGAAGUUGAGGAAACCGAUCUUCAAAGAGAACUUAAUGGAAAAAGUAAAGAAGUGAAAAAGUCAAUGUCUGAAUUCUUUGAGAAAGACAGAGAUGCAGGAAUACUGAUUCAGUGGAAAGCUUCAUUUGAAAUAAAAAUUAAAGAACUUCAGGAAAACAUUGUGAGGGAGACAAAGAAGAAAUUAAAUCAGGUUCUUCAGCAGCGAGAGAUUAAGAAAAAGAUUGAUGCUCAGAGGACACAACAUGAAAACAGUCUGUUUCAAAAGAGCAAAGAUCUUGCCAUGAAACUAAAGGACAAAGCAAAUGAUGAAAAUAUCAUGAAAAAAGAGUUUGAUUCCUUUUUUAAAGAGCAGAUGGAUGAAAUCAUCAGAGAGACUCCUCCAGUUACGAAUAUCAACAUAUUAAAGGAUGUGACAGAUCUCCUCAGAAACACCUAUGAAAUUCUCUCUGUAGACUAUAAGAAAAUCAGCAGUGAGUACAUUAAUAUGCUCUCAGUGCCAAGCUAUUCAGAUUAUGUGGAGUUAAAGAGAUCCAGUGGAGCUAUGGGACCUUUAAAAAAUGUCUACAAAGGAGUUAAAAUGAGAUUUGGCUUUGGCUUUGUUUUAUCUAAAGAGGAUGAAGUUCAGAUAAGAACUUUAAUCAAUGAAAUUGCAGAUCACACAGAUAAAAUGAUUCAGUCAUAUAACAUUGCAAAGAUGGGCUACAACAUCAGCUGCAUUCCACAACUCAUAGAUUACAUAAAGACACAAUUAUCAGAUCAUGAGGAAGAGACAAAAGUGAGAUAUGUGUUCAAGAGAGAAUUCUUCAGAGAUUUGGUUGUUUGUAUUUGUCAGAGAGCAAACAAGACAAUUACUCAUCAACACAGAUUAUUCAGAGAAGCAAAUGAUCCUGUUCUGUAUUUUAACAUGAAAAGAGAAGAGUACUACAGGAUUUUCCAGAAAUACUGUCAAGAAGCAACAUCAGUUCAAGGUUUUUUUUAA